Sarcophilus harrisii (Tasmanian devil) is the source of this 3802-nucleotide messenger RNA. RefSeq names its product tetraspanin 14 (gene TSPAN14). The transcript is spliced from 10 exons. Gene Ontology annotation, cellular component: membrane. The record is from RefSeq and is a predicted model, not a curated record. Lineage: Eukaryota; Metazoa; Chordata; Mammalia; Dasyuromorphia; Dasyuridae. Gene Ontology annotation, biological process: protein localization to plasma membrane; protein maturation; regulation of vascular endothelial growth factor signaling pathway. Bases 542 to 1354 code for a protein of 270 amino acids.
GCGGCGGUGCAAGGAAGUUCCGCUCUUCUCAGAUAACAACAAGGGGGCCAGGCUUGGCGCUGGGAGCAUCUGGGCUUGCGAGCUAACCACCCAUCAGUCCGUCGGUCCAUCCAUCCGGAGAGAGGGCAGUGCCGUCCGUGGGCCCUGAAGCACGUCCCGCCUUCCUGUCGCCCCCUCCCCUCCCGCGACGCGCGGCGCUCCCCGCUGUGCCAGCAGCAGGAGCCCAUCGCGCCCGGCGCCCCGGCGGCCAGGCCGGCUCCCUUUGGCUCCUUCGCUGGCUCGGGGGGCUCGGGCUCCGCUUCGGUGUCUCCGCCUCUCUCCCGCCCCUUUUUCGGAUGCUCGGGACACCCGGAUGGAUUGAGUGAGCCCAGCCUUCGCCACCUCCUCCUCCCGGCUUAACUUGCUCAAACUUCCUUGGCCGGGGCCAGAGCGCCGCCGCCCCCGCGGGAGGAUCUUUGACUUCCAAGUGACUACAGAAGUGUGGAAUUGUGAAUAGACUGCCAGGUCCUACAAAGCAAAAAGAGGUCCUGUUCUCCAAAAGAUGCACUAUUACAGAUAUUCUAAUGCUGAAGUCAGCUGUUGGUACAAGUAUCUUCUAUUCAGCUACAACAUUGUCUUCUGGUUAGCUGGAGUUGUUUUUCUUGCUGUUGGACUCUGGGCAUGGAGCGAGAAGGGUGUGCUCUCAGACUUGACCAAAGUGACUCGUCUCCAUGGCGUGGAUCCUGUGGUCCUGGUCCUGAUAGUAGGCGUGGUGAUGUUCACAUUGGGCUUCGCCGGCUGUGUGGGGGCCCUGAGGGAAAACAUCUGCCUCCUGCAGUUUUUCUGUGGGGCCAUUGUACUGAUAUUUUUCCUGGAGCUGGCGGUUGCUGUGUUGGCCUUCCUGUUCCAGGACUGGGUGAGGGACAGGUUCAAGGAGUUUUUUGAGAUCAAUAUCAAGUCUUACCGAGACGACAUCGAUCUGCAGAAUCUUAUUGACUCCCUGCAGAAAGCUAACCAAUGCUGUGGGGCUUAUGGCCCUGAAGACUGGGACCUCAAUGUUUACUUUAAUUGCAGUGGAGAGAGCUACAGCCGAGAGAAAUGCGGUGUCCCAUUUUCUUGUUGUGUACCAGAUCCUGCACAAAAAGUCGUGAAUACACAGUGUGGAUAUGAUGUCAGAACUAUGACAAAGAAUAAAUGGGACGAGUCCAUCUUUACCAAAGGCUGUAUCCCUGCUUUGGAAGCCUGGCUGCCUCGGAACAUUUACAUAGUGGCAGGCAUUUUCAUUGCUGUCUCCUUACUACAGAUAUUUGGCAUCUUCCUGGCCCGGACCCUGAUUUCGGACAUUGAGGCUGUGAAGGCUGGCCAUCACUUCUGAAGAUCAAGUCCCACCAGCUGUGAAAGUGAAUCCAUUUCACUGUCAUUAACUUUUCAUCAAGAUGCAAAGAAGUCGACAAGCUAGUCUGACAGCUCUUGGCUGCCUUUCUACUACCAUCUCCCUCCACAUCGAAUCUUCCUUCGGCCAUCAGUAGUAAUUCUGUUUCUGCUUCGUGCUGGUGUGGAAGGAAGAGGGGACACUAAACAAAGCUCAGAAGACCUGAUGCCCACCAGAGCUUCCAUCCAGUGGGGAUCAGGACCAGGGGAGGGUGGUGGGGAUUGUGGCCUAGCAGCCGAGACCUGACCUGUAAGGGCCAAGAGUUGGGUGUGAAACAUGAAGGGGAAAACCUAAGAGACUGAUAAGCCCAAAUCUUAGGGCACCUCUAAGCGUCAUCUCAGCGUCGAUGUGUGCAGGAUAUCACUGUCUUAGAGCCUGGCCUUCUUGGCUCCCAGUUAUUGCAAUCUGAAUUCCUCCUUUGCUUCACUGGUGCUUACCUUGUUGGGUAGAGAAAACCCAAUACUGGGAAGACAAAACUACAUAGAGAAGUCUCUAUUCUGUCAGGGAUACCCGUCACAAAGAAGUUGAAGUUGAAUUGCUUCUUGGGUAUCUUGUCUUUCUAAAGGGAAAGUCCAGGGAAUGAGAGAUUGAUUGAUUCUGUGUGUGUGUGUGUGUGUGUGUGUGUGUACACAGAUGAAUUUAACUGGGUGCCAAGAUAAUCUGAAUCAAAGAGAGUGUGGAACUUCAACUGUGCAGAAGGCAUAGUGACCCUGAGCCAAUGUAGAUACUUUAGUUAAAAAGAAUCUUCUUUUCCUGCCUCCCUGAGAAAAGCUUCUAAAAGGCAGAGCCUCCAUGAAUGUCCUUCCGAAGGCUUUUCUGAGGGGAGAAGCCAUCUGCUUUUGUUCUAAUAGCAUUAGUUUCCAAAGGCAUUUUGGUGGUGGGGGGACGUCUGUGGUUUGGAUUUUACUCUAAUAUGUCUCAUCAUUUUCUCAAAAUUUGUAAAUAGUUUUAUUUAUCUGGGUAAACACAUUUUCUCAGAAGUACUUUUAUUGUUUUUUUAGAGCUUCUCUUUCCCAGCCCCCAAAAAGCCUUGUAUCAAGGUCAGACUUUAUACAUUGACUAUGUGGCUUUUUAUUACCCUUAACUAAAGUGAUCCUAGCAACUUUCUUAAGCUCAUAAAUUGGAGAGAAAGUGCUGCCUUGCUCUGGUGAAGGGAAUUUCCACACCUGGGAGUUUCCUGUGCCAUUGAAAUCAUAAGUUCACUUCCUAACUCAAUCAUUUAUUAAUUUGACUUUAGCUGGAAUGAAAUCAUUUUUUAAAAAAUUUAUCUGGGUUUUUUAAAAAACUAAUAUCCCUGAUGAUACUGUAUAAUUUGUCUUGAGUACGUUUCCCCUUAGUUUUCUCCUUGUCCCCCAGCCUCCAUCAACUGAUGCUUCAGCCCCUGAUUUUUCAUUGCUGCCGAAAAAGGAUAUGGGGAAGCUAUCUUCCAAAACCAGUUAGUGUUAAGGAUAAUAGUUGACUAAAAGAUUUUUUAGGGGUUCUAGAAGCCAUUCAGUAUUCUCAUUUUUGUUGGAAAGCUCUACCUAGCUGAGAAUGUUUAUUUUCUCAUCCCCUCCCAGCUCUUCUACCCUCAAGUCCCAUUUUUUUCUUUUUUGGUUCCCAAUCAGGCAGGUUCUCUUCAAUGCUUAUAUUGUCUAGCUUUAUCACAUCAUCUUACCUAAACUCCAUCUUGCUCCUUUCACAUUGCUUAUUUUUGUUUAUUGAGAGGUGUCUUUAUUACAUGAAAUCUGUUUCCUCUACUAAUUAAUACUCCCCUUCCUUGGCCUCUCUAAUUGGGGCAUAGUCAGUUUUGUGUUGGGCCAUUUACUAACAGUCAUUCCUACUUAUAAUGGUGCCCUAUUUGUUCAGGGAUUGCUAUGUUUAAUGUUCAUGCCUAAUAUGAUGUAAGUUUUAGAAUGGUGUAGGCUGUUUUUUUUUUUUUUUUUUAAGUUUUGUGUGUUUGUAGACUAGGGAAAGAAUGAUUCCUGUGAUUUUGGAAGUGUGAUGCCUUUCUUUGACCGCCAAACUUGUUUUUUUUGUUGUUGUUUUUGAAUUAUAUCUUUAUAUAAAUGUUGAUUUUUUUUCUUAUUUCCCAAGUGAUGUUAAGUAUCACAGUAGUAAAUAAACAUGGCUACCAUGGGAAUCAAGGGCUAUUCGAACCUGACAGCAAUGAUUGAUGGCCAAGGCAAAUGGCCUGUGGCUCAAUUUGGGAUAUAUUUCAUGGGCAGGGUUCCCUCCCCCGAUUCUAAACACAAUUUUCAACUUCUUUUUUAUGUGAAGACCAAAACUAAAGUAAAAUUGUUCAUGUUCCAACCUAUCCUAGACUAGUUUGUGGCAGCGAUUUCUGCAUCCACAAGGGAGGCCUUGAUCCUCCAAUACUGUUUGUUCAGGAUAAAGGCAUAAUUUCUCAUA